AUGAAUGGUAGAAUUAGUACUACUACUUCACAUAUAGUAUUUCUUAGCUUAUUUCCAUUAGUGCUGCUAUGUUCUACUAGCAGGAGUAGUAGUAGUGCUGAUCAAACUGAAAGGAAUUACAUUUCUUUGGGAUCAUCACUCAUUGCACAACUUAAUCAAAAUGAACAGUCUUCAUGGCAAUCUCCAUCUGGGGAUUUUGCAUUUGGCUUCCAGCAAAUCCAAAAAGAUGGCUUCCUUCUUGCUAUCUGGUUCAACAAAAUACCCCAGAAAACCAUUGUUUGGUCAGCCAAUGGCAAUGAUCUUGUACACCAAGGUUCUGUUGUUGAAUUGACUAAACAUGGCUCAUUAGUUCUUAGAGACUCAACAACAUCAAGAGAAGUAUGGUCUGCCGAAGUCUCCGGCCCUGGAGUUGCCCACGCAGCCAUGCUCAACACUGGGAAUCUUGUGCUCAGUGACCGUAAUCAUAUCAGUCUGUGGGAGAGUUUUGAUGAACCAACAGACACACUGUUGCCUACACAAAAUUUUGCUGGAAGUAAAGAGCUUGUUGCUCGUUACUUCGAGUCAAAUUACUCUAGAGGGAGGUACCAUUUUAGACUCGAUGAAAAUGGUGCUAUACAAUUCUACGCCAGAGGCUUCCCAGAUGCUGGUUCUCGUGUUAUUUAUGAGGCAAAUAUCCCGACGCAAGGUGGUGGCAUAAAGGUGACGUUUAACCAAUCUGGCUCUAUAUAUCUACAAGCAAAAAAUGGAACCGCAAUUGCAUGGUUGACAUUGCCUAACUCUAGCUUUUCGAAAGGUUUCUACCAGAGGGCGAUUCUUGAUUAUGAUGGUGUCUUUAGGCAUUAUGCCUACCCAAAGGACGAUGCUAAUCCAAAUUCUGUAGGAUGGCCCAUCGGAGAAUGGUCUCAAACAUCACCAGCUAUACCUAACAACAUAUGCUUAAGUUUUAAUAGCUCUAAAGGACCUGGAGCUUGCGGAUACAAUAGUUAUUGCAGUAUAGAAAAAGGUGGAAGACCCAUUUGCCAUUGCCCUAUAGGUUAUAGCUUCGUUGAUCCAAAAGAUGAGAUGAAAGGAUGCAAACCUAACUUCGAAGCUCAAAGUUGUGAAGAAGAUUCAGAAGAUGUCAAUAACUUCACUAUUUCCAGCAUGGAUAAUGUAAACUGGGAGAAUGGUUGUUAUGAAAUACACACAUCAGUGUCUGAAGCAUGGUGCAGAACUAACCUCUUAGAAGAUUGUUUUUGUUCUCUUGCAGUUUAUGGAGAUGGCAAUUGUAUGAAAGUCAAAAUUCCUUUUUCAAAUGGUUUAAUGGACUAUGGUAUUCAUGGGAAAACCUUAAUCAAAGUAAGAAAUGAUAACUCCACUGAUUCCAUGCCAAGCAGCAACAUAUAUUCAAAAAGAAAAGACCAAACAACAUUGAUGGUCAUUGGAUUAGUAAUUGUAAGUAGCUCUGCUUUUCUUAAUAUGCUACUGCUAAUAAUCUCAUUGGUCUUCUUUUUCCGCCUUCGUCGCAAAACAUCAGUCACCAAACCAAAUCAAAACAUCCAAGAAAUGAAUUUGCAGAAUUUCACUUUUGCAAAACUAGAAAAGGCUACUGAUGGAUUCAAUGAACAGCUGGGGGUUGGUGCCUUCGGAGUUGUUUUCAAAGGGAUUCUGGAUUUAGGCAACAAUGAUAGUUUGGCGAUUGCUGUGAAAAGGUUGGACAACAACAACAUGGUGAAAGAAGGUGAGCAAGAAUUCAAAGCAGAAGUAAUGUCUAUUGGUCGUACAAACCAUAAGAAUUUGGUGCAGCUUAUUGGGUUCUGCAACGAGGGACAACAUCGGCUUCUUGUUUAUGAGUACAUGAGCAAUGGAUCCUUAGCAACCUUUCUUUUUGGACCAUCAGAUAAGCCGAAGUGGCACCAAAGAAUGCAAAUUGCUUUGGGGAUUGCAAGGGGGCUAUUUUACUUGCAUGAAGAGUGCAGCACCCAAAUCAUACACUGUGAUAUCAAGCCUCAGAACAUCCUCCUAGACGACUCAUGCAAAGCAAGAAUUUCUGAUUUUGGAUUGGCCAAGAUUUUGAAGACUGACCAGACUCGAACCACGACUGGAAUAAGAGGAACCAAAGGGUAUGUAGCCCCUGAAUGGUUUAGAAACAUUGCUGUAACAGUAAAAGUGGAUGUAUACAGCUAUGGCAUUCUGUUGUUGGAGUUGAUAUGUUGCAGGAAGAAUGUUGAAGAAAAUGUAGAGGAAGAUGCCCAAAUGGUAUUGGCUGAUUGGGCAUGUGAUUGUUAUGAAGCUGGGAAAAUGGAGUGUCUAGUUGAGAAUGAUGAUGAGGCCAUUCAUGAGAUGAAGAUGGUUGAGAAGUGUGUGAUGGUUGCUCUAUGGUGCAUCCAAGAGGACCCUUCACUGCGACCAACUAUGAAAAAAGUUAUGUUGAUGCUUGAAGGAAGUGUUAAGGUUUCCACUCCUCCAUCUCCAAAUUCAUUCAUUAGUUCAUUAUAGUUGUAUAUUUAUAUGCAUAUAGAAGGUCAAUCUGGGAGGAGAUUUACAUUGAGUGAGUGUGUAUUAUAAGGGGACUAAUUGGUUUUGUAUUGAAAAUUUGAGAUUGAUCUUGGACUGUAUUUGAGCGUAAUAGUGAAGUGCUCAUGAUGAUUCACAAAUCACAAAUUUCUACUUGAAGUUUGCUGUGAUUGUAUUGGUUUUUAUUGUCAUAUUAGUUGUCUUGAAGUGGUAUUUACAAUAUUCUCUUCUCUGU
Molecule: messenger RNA, 2731 nt
Organism: Humulus lupulus (European hop)
Lineage: Eukaryota; Viridiplantae; Streptophyta; Magnoliopsida; Rosales; Cannabaceae
Product: G-type lectin S-receptor-like serine/threonine-protein kinase LECRK3
Exons: 1
Coding region: 1-2478 (825 amino acids)
Biological process (GO): protein phosphorylation
Molecular function (GO): ATP binding; protein serine/threonine kinase activity
Source: RefSeq, a predicted model, not a curated record